AAACUAUUGUCCUCAUUCACACCAGCGAAGCCCGAAGACUCUGUUUGGCUCUGGUCAUCUUAGAGCUCUCCUCUCGCCAUCGCCAUCCUCUUCGUCGCCGGGUCGCUUCUAGAGCUUCUCGAUUGAAUCCUCCUCAUUGUUUAUUGUCUGGUGAUGCGCAAUAAGAGUUCUGCAGCUCUAGUGUUGCUGGAGUUUGUUUUCCAAGUCGAUUUUGUAUCGUGGGAGCGUUAGUUUAGAGCAGGGUGAAUGCGGAGUGAUCAAAAUGAGUGCACUCUAUUGGAGAUGACUCAGGACUGUGAGCCUGUUGAAGAAGGCGGAUGAGGGACGUGUAAGGCUUGUGUCGACAGAGACUCGCAGGCCUGGGGAAUAGACACGCGUUCUAAUAUCGUUGUGGAUUCUUUUGAAUUCACCACAUGAUGACGUUCUAGUGGAGGUUGCGUCGGCCGUGUUUUCUGCUUCUGGGAGUGGUUUUUGGUUUUGGUGGAGCUCAUGGCGACCCGUUGUCAGCAUGACUCACUCUUUCACGCUUUGUCAACGCGGGAGUUACGGCCUUGCAAAGUGAGAGGGAGGCCGCACAUGGGAAGGCUAUGUUCGGAGGGGGGCUCUUCGGGAUCAGGUGUACUUUCUGUGGAGCAUGAUGGGGUUCCAGCUCCGCCUCUCGCAGUAUCCUACAGCAAGAAAAGAGGAGAUGGACAUAUGCUCGCGGUGGCGGAUGAGGAGGGCUUUGUCAGUAUCUUUAACACUCGUCUUCAACUUCCUACCUUCAUGGCCACUAACUACGAAACAGAUAAGAUUAGGUUGAAGUCAUGGAUGGCACACACCAAUGCCAUAUUUGAUGUCUCCUGGAUACAGGAUGACACGCGCAUUCUGACAGCGUCAGGAGACCAGACGGUUCGUCUCUGGGAUGUCGAAUCUCACAAGGCUUUAGGAGUGAUGAGGGGUCACUCCGGAAGCGUGAAGUCUCUAUGUGCCCAUCCAUCUAAUGCAGAAAUUUUUGCAUCAGGGUCAAGGGAUGGGAGUAUAGCUCUAUGGGACCUGCGGACUUCAACAACUAUUUCUGGAACCGAAGUAACCCAUUACAGGCCCGUUUCAUGUGUCACAGACACCCACCUUGCCCCAAGGUCGAAGAACGUUCGUAGGAGAAAGGGCGCGACUUACAGCGUUACCGGUGUCCUGUAUCAACAAGACGAGCGCAUCCUCGCUACAUCUGGUGCAGCUGACGGUGUUGUUAAAUUUUGGGAUACGAGAAAACUGAAGGUUCCUGUGGUGCAAACGCCUUCACAGCACACACGGACGUCUGAAGGGGUGGGCCGUGUACACGGCAUCACAAGUCUCUCUCAAGACCCAACAAGUUCACGCCUCAUUGCCUCAUGCACUGACAGCAAGAUCUACAUGUAUGAUGGUGCAUUUCCCGAGCGGGGCGUAAUAUCGAGCUUCUCAGGCCAUAUUGUAGGAUCCUUCUAUAUCAAGGCUGCAUUUAGUCCUGAUAGUGCCCAUAUCCUUAGUGGCUCUACAGACGGCAACGUGUACAUAUGGCAGGUGGAUAAUCCUUCGAAUCCGGCGGUAUUAGAAGGUCAUAGGGGAGAAGUAACUGCUGUCGACUGGUGCUCUUCAAGUUGCAAAAUCGUCACGAGCUCUGAUGACUGCAUGGUACGGGUUUGGAGUCUGAAAGAGCAUGAGUUCACGCGCCACCAGUUGCCAUCGCUUUUCUGUCAUCGCCUUCAUUGUGUCUCCACUUCACCUUCAUCUACCUCGAACGAUGACGUUAGUGUCAUCCCAGAGACUCCCCAACCUAAGCAGCCGAAGUCCCUAGCCAGCACUCCAACUUCUGUCCUUGAUAGUCUUUCCGAGCUGCACCCAAAUUUGCCACAUGGGAGCUCUCCUAGAGCUAAGAGGGAUAUACGCCAAGUUUUGAGCCCUGUUUUCGAUGGGAGGAAACGGCCUCGCACUAUCCGGGAUUACUUUUCACACACCUAGGUGUGUUCUGUUAAUAUCAGAUGUACAAUGUAGCCUAGUCCUUGAUAUCAUUUUUUGAUGGCAUCAAAAUGUAUGCGCCACUUUUCAUCAAUCCUAAGCACAGAUAAUCAUGUCGAAUACUGCAGGCUGUUUUAUGUACCCGUGUGGAUGAUAUAAAUUUGGAACUUACAACAGCA
Molecule: messenger RNA, 2153 nt
Organism: Physcomitrium patens
Lineage: Eukaryota; Viridiplantae; Streptophyta; Bryopsida; Funariales; Funariaceae
Source: RefSeq, a predicted model, not a curated record